AUGCCCGCUGACAAGAAGGGAAAGGUUCUCCUCGCCUACUCUGGUGGUCUCGACACCUCGUGCAUCCUCGCAUGGCUCAUUGACGAGGGCUACGAGGUCGCUGCCUUCAUGGCCGACGUUGGCCAGGAGGAGGACUUUGAGGCUGCGCGCAAGAAGGCCAUGGACUGCGGUGCCGUCGGCUUCUUCCUCGAGGACCUCAAGAAGGAGUUCAUCGAGGAGCUCAUCUACCCCGCCGUCCAGGCCAACGCCAUCUACGAGGGCGUCUACCUUCUCGGCACGUCGCUUGCUCGUCCCGUCAUUGCCCGCGGCAUGAUGGAGGUCGCUAAGCGUGAGGGCUGCGACUUUGUCUCGCACGGUUGCACUGGCAAGGGCAAUGACCAGGUCCGCUUCGAGCUUGCCUUCUACGGCCUCGACCCUUCGAUCAAGGUCGUUGCUCCUUGGCGCGACCCCGUGUUCUACAACCGCUUCGCUGGUCGCUCGGCGCUCAUCGAGUACGCUGCGGAGAAGGGUAUCCCCGUCACCCAGACGCAGGCCAAGCCCUGGUCGACCGACGAGAACCUCUUCCACAUCUCUUACGAGGCCGGUAUUCUCGAGGACCCCGACACCACUCCCCCCGACGACAUGUGGAAGCUCACCACGUCGCCCCAGAAGGCGCCCGACGUUCCCGAGCUCGUCCAGAUCGAGUUCACCAAGGGUCUCCCCACCAAGGUCACCUACCCCAAGGACGGCACUGUUGUUACUGACCCGGUUGAGAUCUUCCUCUCGCUCAACGCCUGCGCUCGCCGUAACGGUGUUGGCCGUGUCGACAUUGUGGAGAACCGCUUCAUUGGCGUCAAGUCGCGUGGCUGCUACGAGUCGCCUGGCGCCACCAUCCUCCGUGUUGCCCACAUGGACCUCGAGGGCAUGACGCUUGACCGCAACGUCCGCGCCCUCCGUGACCAGUUCAUUACCAUUGAGCUGUCCAAGAUUCUCUACAACGGCUUCUACUUUUCGCCCGAGAGCGACUUUGUUCGCGCCGCCAUCCCUGCCUCGCAGAAGACGGUUAACGGUAUCGUCCGCCUCGCCGUCUACAAGGGCAACGUCAUCGUCCAGGGCCGUGACGCUGACGAGGGCCUUUACGACGCCAAGUUUUCGUCGAUGGACGAGCUUGGUGGCUUUGAGCCGACCGCCACCUCGGGCUUUAUCGAGAUUGAGAGCAUCCGCAUCAAGGCCUGGGGCAACGCCAACAAGAAGCGUGGCCAGGCCGGUCUCAGCCCCAAGGACGUGUACCACCGUGUUUAA
Cutaneotrichosporon cavernicola is the source of this 1281-nucleotide messenger RNA. RefSeq lists its product as uncharacterized. The transcript is spliced from 3 exons. Gene Ontology annotation, cellular component: cytoplasm. The coding region runs from base 1 to 1281 and encodes 426 amino acids. Gene Ontology annotation, biological process: L-arginine biosynthetic process; urea cycle. Gene Ontology annotation, molecular function: argininosuccinate synthase activity; ATP binding. Lineage: Eukaryota; Fungi; Basidiomycota; Tremellomycetes; Trichosporonales; Trichosporonaceae. The record is from RefSeq and is a predicted model, not a curated record.